CAAACGUUAUACUUCCUUGCUACUGAUAAUAUGAUUACUUGCCAUCUUCAAUCUGAACCGGAAGCAUUUUUCACGACUAUGCAUAUAUUGUCUGCAAUUACACUCCCAGUAGACUUAUUCGGUGUGUACUGUAUCGUCAAAAAAUCACCGCCAUUUAUGAAGGAUUACUCACGAUUACUGCUUGUAUACCAAAUAUGUGCAACAGUAACUGAUACAUUUACGAAUAUGCUAUUCAUACCGGUGGCAUUCUUCCCAUUUCCUGUUGUCUACCAUGCUGGCGUGCUUUUUUCAUACAGAUAUUUAAAAUAUUCUUAUAUGUUUAUCACAUGGUUAUGCCUUGUGGUAACAACAAUGGGUGCUAUUGUACAGUUGUUUGUAUUCCGAUGGCAGUCUCUGCUUAUGAAUGAUCAUCCCCUGCGACUUGAUAAAAAAUAUCUCAUUCUCAUAUGCAGUAUAAUGUUCGUUGUAACUAAUGGUGCUGUAGUGAUCGCUGGAUUUUCUAUGCCAAAUCGGCGUGAAGAACUCAGGCCGAUCUACAUUCAGGUAAUGAUUACAAUGGAAUUUAAAAAUGUAAACUUGCCGUGGUCCAAAACCAGAUUGCAGUUGAAUAAAUUUUCUGCCAGAUUUGUUAAAAAAAAACUGUUUACGUUUAAGGAAUUUUCCUGUAUUGCCGAACUUGUGGAUCAACCUGGAAUACAGUACUUCCUGGCUUAUGAUUAUCGACGGCUCCUUCUAGUUGUAUGCGUUGAAGGCUUAUUUGUGAUUCUGGUUUCGUUUAUUCUAGUUUAUUUGACGUUCCGAAACUUCCGCUUCACAAAUGUCACACAAAAAACAAUCGACUUGCAAAAGAGAUAUCAAAAAUCUCUGAUUGUUCAGGUAAAUCUAGUGUUGUUAUUCUGUUGA
Haemonchus placei is the source of this 903-nucleotide messenger RNA. Lineage: Eukaryota; Metazoa; Nematoda; Chromadorea; Rhabditida; Trichostrongylidae. The record is from the annotation of a GenBank genome assembly.